Rhineura floridana is the source of this 1753-nucleotide messenger RNA. RefSeq names its product mitochondrial translation release factor 1 (gene MTRF1). The record is from RefSeq and is a predicted model, not a curated record. Gene Ontology annotation, molecular function: translation release factor activity. The transcript has 10 exons. NCBI's taxonomy places the organism in Eukaryota, Metazoa, Chordata, Lepidosauria, Squamata, Rhineuridae. Gene Ontology annotation, biological process: translational termination. The coding region runs from base 199 to 1578 and encodes 459 amino acids.
CACGCUCCCUCCCAGCAGCCCAGAACUGAGGAGAGUGGGAGAGCUCAGCAUAAGAACAGGCACCGCACAAAGGGAGGUGAUUGGGGGGCUCAACCUAUACAAGGUGACACCGCCAAGAAGUCCAGAAAGCCCCCUCCCCAAACAGUUGAUGCGGGGGAAAGAGAUGUGUUGUCACCCCUCCUCCUUUCAAAGAAGAACAUGAUAAACAGAAGGAUUCAAACUGAGAUGAAUGCUUACCAGAUGAUCACCCUUUUUAGAACAUUGAGCAAACAGUGUUGCUACCAUCACCAGCAGUAUCUCCUUCCUUUACUUGCUAAGAGAGCUACUUGUUUAACAGAACCAAAUACAUUUCGGAGCAACUGUUUGUGGAAUACAGUUACAUCUAUUGUAGUAUGCAAUAACUGGCCAAGGAGAUAUCACCAGACCCCAAAAACGCUGUGGAACCAUGAAGCGCUGCAAAAAUAUUUACGAACUUUAAGCCAAGAAUACCAGAGGAUUGGUCAAUUGCUCAGUGAUUGCUCAGUAAAUGAAUACAGUAGAAGUACUUUGAAUAAAAGACACACUGAACUGUUACCACUUGCAGUGACAUUUAAAGAAAUUCAAGAGGCAGAAAAGGAAAUUCAGGAUUUGGAGACAUUUUGUGCAAAGCUAAGCAGUCCAGAAGAGAAACCACUGCUAGAACUUGCUCUAGAGGAAAAGGAAGUUAUUGACCAGAAGAUCAGCUCUCUGUGUCAAAAGCUUUUCCAGAUCUUGGUACCAAGAGAAAAAUAUGAUGAAAGUGAUGUCGUAUUAGAAGUAACAUCUGGCAGGACAACUGGAGGUGAUAUUUGUCAGCAAUUUACCCAAGAAGUGUUUGAUAUGUACAAGAACUAUGCGGAUUAUAGAGGCUGGACCUUUGAGAUUAUGAACUACACUCCAGCUGAAUAUGGUGGAUUACACCAUGCUGCCGCUCGUAUUUUGGGAGACCAUGUCUAUAGGCAUUUGAAAUAUGAAGGAGGUACUCACAGGGUGCAGCGAAUCCCUGAGACAGGUUUAUCUUCAAGAAUGCAGCGGAUCCAUACUGGUACCAUGUCAGUUAUUGUCCUCCCUCAGCCAGAAGAGGUAACAGUUAAAGUAGACCCAAGAGAUUUGCGUAUAGAUACAUUUCGAGCUAAAGGAGCAGGAGGGCAACAUGUUAAUAAAACAGAUAGUGCUGUUAGAAUUGUACACAUUCCCACAGGGUUAACUGUUGAGUCCCAGCAAGACAGAUCUCAGCAAAUGAAUAAAGAAACAGCUCUGCGGACAUUGAGAGACAAGCUGUACCAGCAGACCAUAGAGAGAGAGCUGAGGCAAAAGCAGAGCUCUAGGAAACUGCAGCUAGGAACAAGAGCCCAGUCAGAAAGAAUUCGCACAUAUAACUUCAGCCAAGACAGAGUCACAGACCACAGGAUCUCCUAUGAAAUUCAUGACAUCAAGGAAUUUUUAAGUGGCAAGAAGCUCCUGGAUGAACUAAUCAGCAAGCUGUUGGAGGCUGCAGAGAUGGAGUCUCUCAUUGAACAUUUGGAAAACAAUGUUAAAUCUUUACAAGCAGACUCCUGACUUGAUAAGUGUAUUAAAUAAAAAUGCUUUUAAUUUGCUUGCAAAAUUAAGCAAACAGGUACUAGCGUUAAUUCUAUUUUCUAUUUUAAUAUUUCAUUAUCACUUCUGUGACUUUAUGGCUGUGAUCUAAAUAAAUGGCAUAGACAAGCACAUAGAACUUGGUGCACAGACAGCA